AUGCUGCAUCUUCCGGACGUGAACAUGGAUUUGAGAGGUAUUAGUACCAAGGAAACAGGUGAUGCUUUUAUCUGGGAAACACUGGGAACUAUUUAUUCUUAUGAAGGUUGGUGGGCGGAUGCCGAGCGGCUCCAGGUGCAGGUGAUGGAAACUUGCAAGACGAAGCUCGGCGAGGACCAUCUCUCUACGCUGACCAGUAUGGCCAACCUGGCAUCAACAUAUAGGAACCAGGGCCAGUGGGAAGAGGCUGAGCAACUUGAGGUGCAGGUGAUGGAGACUUAUAAGAUAAAGCUCGGCGAGGACCGUCCCUCUGAGCAGCUCCAGGUGCAGGUGAUGAAGACUCGCAAGACAAAGCUCGGCGAGGACCAUUCCUCUACACUGACCAGUAUGGUCAACCUGGCAUCGACAUAUAGGAACCAGGGCCGGACAAAACUGGGAGGUGACCAUCCCGACACGCUAACAAGUAUGGCCAAUUUGGCAUCGACGUACUGGAACCAGGGUCAGUGGGAGGAGGCCAAGAAGCUUGAGGUGCAGGUGAUGGAGACUCGCAAGACAAAGCUAGGACUGCAUUAUUCUGACUAUCUGGAUUAUGUCCAUUCCGAUUCAGCAAGUGAGAACGACUCAGUUUUCUCUGUUCCUGCGUCUAUUCCUAGCACCAGAUCGUUGGACUCUGGAAGAGGGGAGAUGAAUUUGCUCCUUAUUCGGGAGUUUGCAAACUUGCUGCAUGAUGAUGGAGAUCCACUUUCGCUCAUUUUAGUCGGAUUAUCAAAAGAGAUGAUUGGAUUUGAGAGGAUGCGAAAUAACUUUCGGAGAAUGCUGAAACACUUUGCGAGUAAUCUCAAAGCAGAUAUCCUCAGCGAAUCGCACCGAGAUCUACGGAGCUUCGUGAGCUCGUACUCAGCCACGAUCACCCAUGAGCUCUUUAUUAUGGCACCUAUCGACAAGGAGCGAAACAUCAAACCUCACGUUCUGGAGGCAGGACAUAGAAUCGCAUCUGCUCAAAAGCGCCUGACCCACGAGAGGAAAGUUAAAUUUUAUCUUCAAAAUCUGCACAGAGGUGGCUCUGCUCCGCGGACGAGUGAAAUAUUGGGAGUUUUCAAUUCUGACGAUGAGGAAAGUGACCAAGACUCCGUGGAAGAGGAAGCUGGCGAAGAUGAGCCGUAUGAAUGA
Molecule: messenger RNA, 1170 nt
Organism: Penicillium malachiteum
Lineage: Eukaryota; Fungi; Ascomycota; Eurotiomycetes; Eurotiales; Aspergillaceae
Exons: 2
Coding region: 1-1170 (389 amino acids)
Molecular function (GO): protein binding
Source: RefSeq, a predicted model, not a curated record